This is a messenger RNA of Danaus chrysippus (African queen), 5163 nucleotides long. The record is from the annotation of a GenBank genome assembly. Lineage: Eukaryota; Metazoa; Arthropoda; Insecta; Lepidoptera; Nymphalidae.
AUGGCAGAUUUUUUGGAUUCAGAAGCUGAGAGCGAGGUAGAAUCUGAAGAAGAUGAGAAACCAACUGAGCGUAAAAAGCCUAAGCGUAAAGCUGCCGUUCAAAGUGACGAUGAAGACGAAGAGGAAGAGGAUGAUGAAGAACGGCUACGCGAGGAGUUGAAGGAUCUUAUAGAUGACGCACCCAUAGAAGAAUCUGGAAGUGAUGGUGAGGAUUCAGAUGCCAGUGUUGGGCCAAAGAAAAGAAAAAAAAGUGAUGACGAACUCGAUGAUAGAUUGGAAGACGAAGAUUAUGACCUCAUCGAGGAGAAUCUGGGUGUUAAAGUUGCUAGAAAUAAAUUUAAGAGAUUGAGACGUCUGGAGGACGAUGAUAGUGACAAUGAAGGGGCCGAUGACCCCGAUCUGGAGAGGGAGGUUAUAGCUGAGAAACUGUUCGUUGGUGGCUCGGAUGAUGAGGAUGAAAAUCGUUCAGAAUCAGCUGCACCGAGGGAAAUAGAAUAUGACGAUGAGAAUGAAGAUAUGGAAUCAGAUGCUGAUGACUUCAUUGUUGAUGACGAUGGUAGACCCAUCGCUGAGAGGAAGAAGAAACGCAAACCUAUUUUUACUGAUGCGUCAUUACAAGAGGGUCAGGACAUAUUUGGUGUAGAUUUUGAUUAUGAUGAGUUUGAGAAGUAUGGUGAAGAAGAUUAUGAAGAUGAAGAUGACGAGGAUUUAGAUGAAUAUAUUGAGGACGAGGAAGAAGAAGGUGGAGAGAGAAGAAGGACUAAAAAGGGUAAAGCGAAACGUCCAAGUAAAAAGUCUAUAUUUGAAAUAUAUGAGCCUAGUGAGUUGAAGAGGAGUCACUUCACCGAUUUAGAUAAUGAGAUAAGAAAAACAGAUGUACCAGAGCGUAUGCAAAUCCGCGAAGUGCCUAUAACGCCAGUUGAAGAAGGCAGUACGGAGUUGGAAGAUGAGGCUGAAUGGAUUUAUAAACAGGCGUUCCUUAAACCGCCCGUAUCCAAAGCUGACUCACAAGAUGCAAGGGAACGAACUCGGCGUACUGGAGGUACAGUGAUAAAGAUUCGUCAGGCGUUAGAUUUUAUGAGAAACCAGACAUUAGAAGUUCCUUUUAUAGCGUUUUAUCGUAAGGAGUACGUGCAGCCCGAAUUAAGUAUUAAUGAUCUGUGGAAGGUUUAUAAGUAUGAUGCCAAGUGGUGUCAAUUGAAACAGCGCAAGGAGAAUUUAUUGCGUCUUAUAGAAAAUAUGAGGGAGUUUCAGCUUGAUAAAGUUAUGGCUGACCCAGAUGCACCCAUACCUGACACCAUGAGACUUAUUAAGGAUGAAGAUAUUGAUAGACUGAAGAACAUACAGACUCCGGAGGAGUUGCGUGAUGUCCAUACACAUUUCCUUCUGUACUAUUCACACGACUUACCUGAGAUGCAGAAGGUACAGAGAAGUAAGGAGAGGAAGAAGGAGUUAGAAGAGAAGAAGAGGUUAGCACGUGAAGAAGCAGAGAAGAACGGAGAAGAUCCAGAGGAAGCGGCGGCUGCUGUGGUCGCCGCUGAACCCGAGGAAGAAGAGGCCACGGAAGUUAAAUAUGCUGUGCGCUCUGGACCUUACGAACUCUGCAGGAAGGCUGGCAUCGAGCCUCUGGUGAAGAAAUUCGGUCUCUCCCCGGAGCAGUUCGCUGAGAACGUUCGAGACAAUUACCAGCGACACGAGGUUGAACAACAACCUGUUCCGCCGCUAGAGGCUGCUGCCGAAUAUGUUUCUCCAGGCGGUUCUUGCAGUGAGGUGGUCCGUCGCGCCGUGUAUAUGUGUGGUGUACAAUUAGCUAGGGAACCUCUACUACGAGCGACGCUAAGGGACGCUUUGAGAGAGAGGGCCACAGUCACAACCAAACCCACGCCGCGAGGUCUUAAGGAAAUCGAUGAGGGACAUCCCUGUUAUAGCAUGAAAUAUUUGAAAAAGAAACCUGUCCGUGACCUUACUGGAGACCAGUUCUUGAGGUUGACUAUAGCCGCUGAUGACAAGCUGUUAGAACUGACCAUCAGCGAACAGAUAGAAGGAAACACAAGCCCUAGCUACUUGGAGGAGUUGAAACAGUUGUAUCAGAAAGACGAGUUUGCGGCCACAGUCCAAGCGUGGAACGAAUUGCGGGCGCAGGCCGUGACUCUGGCGCUCACUAAGAUAGUUAUACCUGAACUGAGACGAGAACUACACGCGGUGCUAUUACAAGAAGCUAAGGACUACGUGCUCAAGUGUUGCCGACGUCGUCUAUAUGAUUGGCUCAAGGUGGCUCCUUAUGAGUCUCGGGUGUCUGAUGAGGACGAUGAAGAAUGGGACUCUUCAAAUGGUCUGCGUGUGAUGUCAAUCGCCUACGUGCCGGAGCGGAGUCAGUGCGCGUUCGCGACGGUGGUAGCGUCGGCCGGGGAGGUGGUCGACCAUCUGAGACUACCGCACGUACUGCUGAGGAGGAACGCGUGGGACGCGGCGGAGAGACGGAACAAGGAGUCUGAUAUGACGGCGCUCAGGCGGUUCAUCCAGCGUAAGAAGCCCCACGUGAUCGUGAUCGGCGGCGAGUCUCGUGAGGCGUUGUCAAUAAAGGCGGACGUCGCGGAGUGUGUGGCGCAGCUGGUGGACGACGAACAGUUCCCGAGGAUACCGGUCGAGAUAGCUGACAACACGAUCAGCAAGAUAUACAGCAAUAGUAUAAGAGGACGGAAUGACUUCAGAGAAUAUCCAGAAACAUUAAGGCAAGCGAUUUGUCAGGCGCGCCUGUUACAAGAUCCUUUGAUGGAGAUUUCUCAGCUGUGUGGACCAGAUGAGGAAAUAUUAUGUCUACGAUACCAUCCGCUGCAAGACCAAUUAGCUAAAGAGGAUCUGUUAGAAGGAAUCGAGUUGGAAUUCGUAAACAGGAUUAAUGAAGUCGGUGUAGAUGUUAAUGAAGCGGUGUUAACCGGUCGAGGGACGGAAUUACUACAGUUUGUUUGUGGUUUAGGACCGAGGAAGGCUCAGGCUUUGAUAAAGUUAUUCAAACAAACUAAUCAGAAGCUAGAGAAUAGAACUCAAUUGGUCACAGUCUGUCACAUGGGACCGAAAGUAUUCAUCAAUUGUUCCGGUUUUAUAAGGAUCGAUACAAGCAGUCUCGGUGAUAGUACGGAAGCGUAUAUAGAGGUAUUGGACGGUUCAAGAGUUCAUCCGGAAACGUAUGAAUGGGCGAGAAAAAUGGCGGUAGACGCUUUGGAGUAUGAGGACGAAGACGCAAACCCCGCCGGAGCUUUAGAGGAGAUUCUGGAAGCGCCCGAACGGUUGAAAGACUUGGACUUAGACGCAUUCGCUGAGGAAUUAGAAAGGCAGGGCUUCGGUAAUAAGAGUAUAACGCUAUACGACAUCAGAGCCGAAUUGAACUCUAGAUACAAAGAUCUUAGAGUCGCAUAUCGAUCGCCCACACCAGAGGAAUUAUUCGAUAUGUUGACCAAAGAGACUCCAGAAACGUUGUAUGUGGGUAAAAUGGUGUUGGCGACUGUCAUAGGGAUCUCGCAUAGGAAACCUCAAAGGGAAAUGUUAGAUCAGGCGAAUCCAGUAAGAAAUGACGAGACAGGAUUGUGGGAAUGUCCCUUCUGUCAUAAAAACGACUUUCCCGAACUCUCUGAGGUAUGGAAUCAUUUCGACGCAGGCGCAUGUCCGGGUCAAGCGACGGGGGUUAGAGUCAGAUUAGAUAAUGGCCUUUCAGGCUACAUACAUAUAAAGAACCUUUCAGACAGACAUGUGACUGACCCCACGGAAAGAGUCAGAAUAGGUCAAACCAUACAUUGCAGGAUAUUAAAGAUAGAUGUUGAAAGAUUCUCAGUAGAUUGUUCUUCUAAAUCAUCUGACUUGUUGGAUAAAAAUAAUGAGUGGAGACCACCAAAAGAUCCUUACUACGAUCAAGAAUCUGAGGACAAGGAUGUCAGAAAAGAUACAGAGGCUAAGCAGACAAAGGAGCGGAUGCAGUAUGUGAAGCGAGUUAUAGUACACCCAGCAUUCCACAAUAUAAGUUUCGCUGAAGCCGAAAAACUCAUGGAGAAUAUGGCACAAGGGGAAGUCAUAGUUAGGCCUAGUAGUAAGGGUUCUGAUCACCUGACAGUGACCUGGAAGGUGGCAGACGGUAUAUGCCAGCACAUUGACGUGCGGGAAGAGGGCAAAGAGAAUGCCUUUUCUUUAGGUCGUAGUCUUUGGAUACAAGGAUCAGAGUUUGAAGACUUGGAUGAAAUUAUCGCGAGACACGUUACACCCAUGGCGGGCCAUGCGAGAGAUCUCAUCGCUUACAAAUACUACAAGAACCUCGGCGGCAUGAGGGAUAAGGCUGAAGAGAUUCUCAAAGACGAGAAGUCGAAGAAUCCCAAUAAGAUACACUACGUCAUAUCCGCCGCCAAGAACCAUCCCGGAAGAUUCCUCCUAUCGUAUCUUCCCAGGGCCAGGUGUACACACGAGUAUAUAUCGGUGACGCCGGACGGAUAUAAAUUUAGACAGAGGAUGUUCGACUCCCUCGGCGGUUUGCUCAAAUGGUUUAAGGAGCACUUCCGGGAGCCUCCGCCAUCAGGCACCCCCGUGACCCGCACCCCCGCCCUGAGGACGCCUCACGGGCUCGCCUCUGCUCUAUACCACACGCCCGCCGCGCACACACCUGCCUUCCAUACACCCGCGCACACUCCCGGCCCCGCAUACAUCAACACUCCUUACACUCCAUCUGCACAAACUCCCUACAUGACGCCCUUCGCGACCACGCCUCGCCAGCCGGACUUCCUGACGCCAGCCAUCCCUCGCCACAAACCACAACCCUCCGUGUACACCGAGCCAUCGGACUGGCAGAAGGCGGCGGAAGACUGGGUGCGUCACCGCGCCCGCGACGAGAGCACCUCCACCCCGCGUCACGCCACACGCACCCCCCGCCACGACGCUCGCGCCACGCCACGCCACGACGCCCGCGGCACGCCCCGCCACGACUCACGCGGCACACCGCGUCACGACGGCCGCUCGUCGGUCCACAGCACGCCACACAGCACGCCACACGCCACGCCACACGGCCACACGUCCUCAGGCCGGUCGUCACGCUCGCACUCAGCACGUUCCACGCCACACACGAACACGUCGCCGCGCUCUAUGUCGUUAGGGGACGCGACACCGCUCUACGACGAGAAUUAG